Messenger RNA from Triticum aestivum (bread wheat), 2600 nucleotides. Its product is annotated as E3 ubiquitin-protein ligase WAV3-like. The record is from RefSeq and is a predicted model, not a curated record. The coding region runs from base 1631 to 2590 and encodes 319 amino acids. The transcript has a single exon. NCBI's taxonomy places the organism in Eukaryota, Viridiplantae, Streptophyta, Magnoliopsida, Poales, Poaceae.
UCUACUAUCUAUUUGGGUAACAAGUGGUUGGGCCAUAUAGAAGUCCAAAAUCACUUACCUGAACGAACCGGAUCGGUUGAUCCCGAAAUCACGCGAUCUCCUUCAACUUCUCCAACUACUGCAUUCUCUUGAAUGGCCGUGGACAACCGCCGCACUGCAAUGUCUUCCCGUCCGUCGCCUCGCCCGGAGCUGGCGAUCUCUGAUCUGGCCGUGAGACGUGAGGAACCGCGACCUCUGGCCGUCCGGCGAGCCGCGAACAACCCACCCGCAACCGCACAUGUAUUAUCUAUCGUGUUGAUCAAUACUCCUAUACUAGUCGGCACUCUGUAUCCGAUCCAACACCAGGGCAAGGCCUCCACUUUUCCAUUUUUAUUUGUAAGUUUUGUCUGCCAACACUGUGAUAUUCUUCCUUAUGUAUCACUUUUUUUCUGUAGCAAUAUUAGGGAGUAAGCUAUUGUUUUUAUUUAUAAAUAAGAAUUGCAUUCUUCAUAAUAAAAUAUAUCAAGUCUGAUCUGCAGAACUGAAUAGGCGACAAAUUUUUCUAUCAUUGUCUCAAUAGUAACUUAUGUUGAAACCGGUGUAUUCCACUCUAGUACCAUGCCAUCAUGUGUACAGAUCAAAAUAUGCAUGAUCACAAAGGACUGCUACCAUAAAUAUGUCCGCAAUAAAGUAUGGCAUUUUCUGUUCUUGUUUCAUUUUGUACAAAAAAAAUCAUUGGAAAAGCUUGACAUCACAAGGUUUUCAUCCUGGCCCCGCCACUGCUAUCAUUAACAAACAUUGGUGCAGACAUAAAUAAAUUGAAGGAUCAUGUAGAGUUGUUGUCCGCUUCCAUGUUAAUCUUUCCUAUUUUGAAUCGUGAACCUUGUACAGAUGCGUCUUAACAUAUCUAUUUUUAUUAUCUACUAAAAGAAAAAUACACACCUAAAAAAGGAAAAUACAGGUCAAAUAUAGAGAAAUAUUCUAGAAAUUCCCACAUUAAUCAGAAACAUCCGACUCUUAAUGUGACAGAUCAAUUAAAUAUAACCGUUAGAUCUAUAAUUACUUUUAAGCUUGGUGGACCCAUAUUUUUAGCACGUUUUUUUUUUUGCAGUAUUUUUAGCACGUGGUGAUUCAUCAGAGAUGUGAACUGUGGAAAGUUUAUUUAAAAAAGACAAUGUACCCUAGAUAAUACCCUUGGUCUCCGUACCAGAACCAAAGACGAACUCCAGGUUUUCUUUAGACUAACUCCACGUCAAAGCUUAUGACCGCUUACUUUAUGGGCCAUGGCGUUUUUUCAUUUGUUUAUGCAAGACGUGAUGGGGUGGGUAACUUGAUGUAAAAAGAAAGUUAAACAAUUUUGGGCAUGGGGAACCCUGCCAGCUGCGUCACUGCACCGCCCUAUGAUGGCCCGCCUGGCCUCCUGCCAGGCCUACCGCGGUGACACCCUGCAUGCAUACUGUUUCCAAAAGCCUAGGGCCUGCCCUGUAUGUCUCAGUGCUUAAUUAACCUGACACCGCAUGUGGUCUGCUGCUGGCUAUGACACUGCACGAAUCUUCAGAUCGAGGAACGGCUUGGAUAAGGGGGUGUCGGGGAACCCGGGUGCCAUCGCACCUUUUCGAAGGGCCAAAAGCCGGCGCUGCUGAAACAGGCCAUGGCCUUCGUCGUCGAUCAACUCGGCCCCGCCGAUCGCCUCUCCGUCGUGUCCUUCUCGGGUCGGGCGGCCCGCUUGACCUGCCUCGCGCGCAUGUCGGACGCGGGCAAGGCCUCGGCGAAGCUCGCGGUGGACUCCCUUGUUGUUGAGUCGGGCACCAACAUCGGCGAGGGCCUCCGUGUGGGCGCCCAGGUGCUCGUCGGCCGCCGGCACAAGAACUCCGUCGCCAGCAUGAUCCUUCUCUCCGACGGCCAGGACUCGCGCCUCAGGGCAAAGAGGUACAUGGACCUUGUGCCGCCUUUGUUCGUGCUCGCUGGUAGCCGGCCCGGGCCGAUCCACACGUUCGGCUUCGGCGCCAACCACGACGUCGCGGCAUUGCACACCAUCGCGCAGGCCACGGGCGGCACCUUCUCCUUCGUCGGGAACCAGGCGGCGAUCCAGGACUCGUUCGCGCAGUGCAUCGGCGGGCUCCUGUCGGUCGCCGUGCAGGAGGCGCGCAUCGCCGUCACGUGCCUGCACCGAGGCGUGCACGUCCAGGAAGUCAAGUCGGGCUGCUACGGCAACCACGUGGACGCCGAGGGCCGCGCCGCCUCCAUCGACGUCGGAGAGCUCUACGAGGACGAGGAGAGGCGCUUCUUGGUGCUGGUGUACGUGUCGAGAGCCCGACCUGCGGAGUCGGUCACCCGCCUGAUCAAGGUGACCUGCGGCUACAAGGACGCCGCGACAGGGCAGGCCGCAAACGCCGCCGCACCCGCGGCGGUGAUCCAGAGGCCGCUGGAGCUGACCGACAUGUCGCCUCCGUGCAUGGAGGUGGAGCGGGAGCGCGUCCGCCUUGCCACGGCCCAAGACAUCGCGGCCGCACGGGAGGCAGCUGAAGGAGGGCAACACGCCGGCGCGGCGCGGAUACUGGACUCCCGGCUAAAGGCGGUGGAGCGGUCGGCGCCUGGGAUGGCGUGUUAGCAACCCUCCA